Trichoplax adhaerens is the source of this 3324-nucleotide messenger RNA. RefSeq lists its product as uncharacterized. The transcript is spliced from 8 exons. The coding region runs from base 1 to 3324 and encodes 1107 amino acids. Lineage: Eukaryota; Metazoa; Placozoa; Uniplacotomia; Trichoplacea; Trichoplacidae. Gene Ontology annotation, biological process: fatty acid biosynthetic process. Gene Ontology annotation, molecular function: 3-oxoacyl-[acyl-carrier-protein] synthase activity; fatty acid synthase activity. The record is from RefSeq and is a predicted model, not a curated record.
AUGCCUGAAUCCGAUAAUACUGAAGAAUUUUGGCAACAUUUAAUUCAAGGAAAUGAUAUGGUCACCGAAGAUGAUCGACGUUGGCCGCCUGGUAUAUAUGGUUUACCUAAACGAAAUGGUAAAUUGAAAGAUAUAGAGCACUUUGAUGCAAUCUUCUUUGGAGUCCAUGCUAAGCAAUGCAACACUAUGGACCCUCAGUUAAGAAUAUUAUUAGAAGUAACUUACGAAGCAAUAGUAGAUGGUGGAAUAAAUCCAAUAGACAUUCGCGGUCGAAAAUGGGGUGUUUUUGUCGGUCAAAGUGGAUCGGAAGCCAUGCAAGCUUAUCAAUCGAAUCCCGAUACACAAAUUGGUUAUAGUAUGACAGGUUGUAGUUCCUGCAUGUUAUCCAAUCGGUUAUCACAUUAUUUCAAUUUUAAUGGACCCAGUAUUGCAAUAGAUACAGCUUGUUCUUCGUCAAUAGUUGCUCUUGAUCAGGCUGUUAGAGCAAUUAAAACAGGAGUUUGCGAGGGUGCUAUCGUCAGUGGUUCAACGAUUGAUGUUAAACCUCACACAAGCUUAGAAUUUGUGAAAUUAAGUAUGCUAUCACCUGAAGGCGCCUGCAAAUCUUUCGAUAUUUCUGGUAAUGGAUAUUGUCGAUCAGAAGGAAUCGUCUCAUUGUUACUACUUAAGAAAUCUCAAGCUAAACGAAAUUAUGCGACAGUUAUCCAUAGUAAAUCAGCUAGCGAUGGCUUUAAACAACAAGGUAUAACGUUCCCUAAUGGAGCUGCUCAAAGUCUAUUACUUCAACAGGUUUAUCAAGAAGCCAGAAUCGAUCCGCAAAAAGAGGUUAACUAUGUCGAAGCUCACGGAACCGGCACCAAGGCUGGCGAUCCACAAGAAGUCAAUGCUAUCGCUUCUGUCUUUAUUGGAGAAGACCGCCAGAAUAAACCUCUUUUAAUAGGAUCUGUUAAGUCGAACAUGGGCCAUUGUGAGGCGGCGUCUGGCUUAGCUGGUGUAGUCAAGGUUAUUCUGAGUGCUCAACAUGGCAUUUUACCCCCAAAUUUACACUUUAAUCAGCCUAAUCCAGAUAUUCCGGGAUUACUUGAUGGAAGUAUAAAAGUAGUAACAGAACCCACAACUUUCCCAGAUGGAUACGUUGGAAUUAAUUCUUUCGGUUUUGGAGGAGCUAUCGCUCAUCUUUUAUUAAAGCCUGAUGUAUAUCGUCAAGAUAUCGAUCGAAGUAAAUAUCAAGAACUAUCACUUAUUCUAUGUUCUGGGCGUACACGAGAAAGCGUCCAAAGCUUAAUCCAUCUUGGUCACAAAAAUACCGAUAAUCCGUAUUUAAUUAACUUAAUUAACAGUACGUCUGCUACACCGAUAAGUAAUAAUUAUCAUCCGAUGCGUGGCUUUGCUUUACUAAAUAGUCAAGAGUCUAUUCAAGAUAUCGAUCUUACUGUAUCAGAUAAGCGACCUAUCUGGUGGAUAUUUUCUGGAAUGGGAGCUAAUUGGAAUAAAAUGGGUCAGAACAUGAUGAAAUUUCCGGUUUUCAAAAAUACAAUCACGAGAGCACGCGAAAUAUUGAUGCCUAUAGGAUUAGAUCUUAUAAAUAUAUUAUUUAGUGAAGAUCCUAAUGUUUACGAUAAUGUAAGAGAUGCAUUUAUUGGUCUUGUAGCAGUUCAAAUAGCUCUUAUAGAUUGUCUUCGAGCUUGUGGAAUCGAAUACGAUGGUUUAAUAGGUCAUAGUGUUGGCGAAAUAGCUUGUGGCUAUGCCGAUGGCGCACUUACAGCUGAGACAGCUUUACAGAUUGCUUACUGGCGAGGACAAUCGAUUCUUGACGCUAAGGUAGAUAGCGGAGCCAUGGCGGUAGUAGGACUAAGUUGGGAAGAAGCCAAACAACGUUGUCUGCCAGAUGUUGUAGCAGCUUGUCAUAAUGCUGAAAGAGCUAUUACUAUUUCAGGCGAUCCAAAUCAAAUUGACGUGAUGAUUACGGAACUUCAAUCUCAAGAAAUUUUUACAAGAAGAGUUAAUAGUUCCGGCAUAGCUUUCCAUUCUCCAUAUAUUGCUAAAGGUGCAUCGCUAUUCAAAUCUGCCUUGAAGAAAAUUCUUAAAACGCCGAAGUUGCGCUCUUCGCGAUGGAUAACUACCUCAGUUCCCAAAUCAGAAAUCAAUGACGACUAUGCAAUGUACGCUUCAGCGAAAUAUUACCAUAAUAAUUUUAUCAAUCCAGUACUAUUCUAUGAAGCGAUGAAAGCUAUACCAGAUAAUGCUAUAGUUAUCGAAAUUAGUCCUCAUCAUAUUCUUCAAGCUGUUAUAAAGCGAAAUCUUACAUCGAAUUCGUUAGUACUUAAAACCAUGCGUAAGCAUCAUUCCGAUAAUCGUGAAUUAUUCUUAAAUUCGCUUGGCAAGCUGUAUCUUCAAGGGAUAAAUAUUGAUCCUUCGCCUCUUCUGCCUAAAAUCUCUUAUCCGGUGCCUGCAGGUACUCCGUCUAUUGCACCAGCAAUCAGCUGGGAUCAUUCUCAAACUUGGGCUAUACCUACUCUCGAUAUGUUCUAUUUAAAGAGUGAUCAAAACUCUUCUUCUGCUAUUACAUUCGAUAUCGAUCUCUCCGCAGAUUCGCCUGAUCAUUAUAUCUUAGGCCAUGUAAUCGAUAACCGAAUAAUUUAUCCAUUCGCAGGUUAUUUAUUACUUGCAUGGAAAGCGUUAGCUCGAUUAUUAGGUACAACCUAUACAAGGCUACCUGUUAUAUUUAAAGACGUUGAAAUUCAUCAAGCGACGUUACUACCAUCUACUGGUAUUGUCAAGUUUAACGUCGAUAUUAAAGUGAAAACUGGAAAAUUUGAAAUAGAACAUAGCAAUAAUAUAAUAGUUACUGGAGAAAUUAAAGAAGCUGAAGAGAAUAUUACUGUUAGUCAGUUAUCGCCAAUAGAUUAUGAAGAAGAGUUAAGAUUAUCUAAUGAAGAUGUCUAUAAGGUACUACGUCUACGCGGUUUUGAUUAUAGUUUAAGCUUUAGAUCCAUUCACGAUGCAUCACUUGAUGGAACAAGUGGCCAAAUUAUUUGGGAAGGAAAUUGGGUUACGUUUCUUGACGCUAUGCUACAAAUGUCGUCAGUAAACUUGAUUGGACGUAGUUUACGCUUACCAACACGAAUUCGCUAUAUUUCUAUUAACCCCACGAAACAAACUUACUACUUACAAGAGGAUGAGAUAGAUAGCCCUAAUAAUGAUGAAAUGCAAGAAGAAGUAACUAACUCACACCAUCAAUUAGUACAAUAUAUUCUAAAUCCUCAUACUAAUGUUCGAGUUUUAGAAGAAGUUGGUCCUGAAAAUGUACUUGUAAUUCUAUAG